GGCAAGAACAAGCUGUCCCGAUUUGCCCUAAUUUGGAAAUUGGCCAAAAAAAGGGAGCGAUGGAUGAGGGAGAAACAGAAUGGGAAAUGGAAGCGUACAUAAAAGGAUGGGGUUGUGGAGAUUUUGGGGCACUGCAUUGGGGUUGAGGAAUUUCUUCUUCUUUUAUACUCGUCAAAGGGGAGCGGGAGGGUCCUCUUUCUGAAUUUUGCCGGUGACCCAACUGCUUUCUCUCGCGCUCCCAUUCUCCUGUUCGUCUCCCAGGAUGCCUUAAACACUGUGUGUUCACGACCAUUCUGGUAAUCCAAUUGCAAAGGGGCGAUGGAUUAUUAGGUUGUGAUGGAUUCCAGAAAAUUGGGUGGAAGUCGGCAUGCAUUUAUUAUGAUGUUUUAAAACUUAAUCUGACCUUAAUGUAGUUGAAUCUCAAUGCACUUCUUGGAAAUGAGAGUGAUUCCUGAUGUUUCCAGGGAAGGCAGAUCCUUAGGGAAAACCGUGACGAUUUUCCUUUCAUUGCCAUGUAACUGUCAUUAAGCUGCAUGAAAUUGUUCAUGAUGGCCGUUGUAGUUGAUCGACAUUGUGAGUUUAAGCCGUUUUGCCGAUCUCAGAGAUGUAGGCUUCAAUCCAAUACCCAUAUCGACUUUAGCAAUUGCGAAAUUGACCAAAACAAUUUUGUUAACUCCUUGAGAGAAGCAUUUGAAGUUGCUUGUAUACAUCGAAGCUUUUCAACUCCAUGCCUAUCUUUGGUAGAACAAGUUGAUAACAAGCCGAGGAUUAAAAUUAUGCUUGGCCGUGCUACCACAGGGCUGAACACUGUCAUAGAAGAGGCCACAAAUGCUUUGUCGUGUGGUGUUGGUCCAGUACCAGUGUCGAGCGGGUUAGGUGGUGCGUAUAUCCUGCGUAAUGAAAGUGGGGUUAACAUUGCUGUGGUAAAGCCUAUUGAUGAAGAACCAUUUGCGUGUAAUAAUCCUAAAGGAUUUGUCGGUAGGUUGAUGGGUCAACCUGGUUUGAAGCGCUCGGUUCGGAUUGGUGAAACUGGAAUUCGUGAAUUGGCAGCUUAUCUGCUUGACUAUGGUGGCUUUGUCGGUGUUCCUCCGACAGCUUUGGUAGAGAUCUCAAAUGUUGGAUUCCAUGUUAAUAAUUCAUCUGGGAUUCCGACUACACCGUGCAAGAUUGCAUCACUCCAGAGUUACGUAGAUCACGAUUGUGAUGCUGGAGACCUUGGUCCCUCUAGUUUCUCUGUCGCUGCAGUUCAUCGCAUUGGGAUUUUUGAUAUAAGACUCUUAAAUAUUGAUAGGCAUGCAGGAAAUUUACUUGUGAAGAAGAAACAAAGGCAUGAGAAUUGUGAUGUUGGGGUGGUUGGCCUUGUGCCGAUUGAUCAUGGACUCUGCCUUCCCGAGUGGCUCGAUGAUCCAUAUUUCGAGUGGCUUCACUGGCCUCAGGCGUCGGUACCUUUCUCUGAGAACGAACUUGAGUACAUUGCCAAUCUUGAUCCCGUCAAAGAUGCAGAACUCUUAAGAUCUGAGCUUCCUGCUAUAAGGGAGGCCUCCAUUAGAAUCCUCAUUCUGUGCACCAUUUUUCUGAAGAAGGCUGUAGCUUCUGGGCUUUGUCUUGCUGACAUUGGUGAAAUGAUGACCCGGGAAUUCGGCAGUGGAGAAGAAAUCUUAAGUGCAUUAGAGAACCUUUGUGCUCGAGCUAUGGCCAUUGUACCGACUAUCAUUUCGGGUGAGCGAGAAUCCAGACACGAAAACGGAGACCUGGAAAUGUUGAAAUUCGAAAGCGAAAGCACAUAUGAUGGUCGCAACAAAGAGGUUUUUGGUCCCCAUCUCCGAAAGACACCUGAAAUCCUCAAGCCUCCAAAAGUUCCUAAGCUCCCAUGUCCUACAACUGGAUCAAAGCGAUAUGAGUAUGACAUCAACGACUUUAACUACAUGGUUGUUCCGAAAAGUAGUAACCAUGUUGGUUUGACGAAGAGCAAGAGUUUCUCGGUGCAGAAGCUUCACAGCGAGAGCGGGGCAAUCAUGUUUGGAAAAAUGAGUCGGGAUGAGUGGGAGGUGUUUUUGGAUAGUUUUGAGAAGCUUUUACCGACAGCACUCGACGAGACGAGACGCGUGGGCUCAAAGCUUCAGAGGAUGGGAACUUCUUGCAAGUUCUGAUUUUCUUUUCUCAGGGUGAAAUCAAAGGAGACCGUUCAUAGUAUAGACGACGACGACAACAACGACGAUAGGGAGGGGGGCAGAAAGGGAAAAGUGAGUGGUGAGUUAGGCAGCCAUCCUUUCCCUCUCAUAUUUUCUUUUGCUUGUAAUACAAAUUCAUAUGAAAUGGCUGCAUUGAAAGCGGUUUUGUUGCAGGUCAUAUGAUGUGUCCUUAGAAAAUAUUCUUCAGCUCUUUCCCUCUUUUGUAAGCUCAUAAUUCAUUUACUUGUAUUAAGUAAUAUAUGUUCAUUCUGUAUUUACAUUGAAUGUCUUUGGACAUUUACUUGUAUUUUGCUCCUUUGCUCAUCCUUAUUAUUGGAUCUUCAUUUUG
Molecule: messenger RNA, 2520 nt
Organism: Cucurbita pepo subsp. pepo (vegetable marrow)
Lineage: Eukaryota; Viridiplantae; Streptophyta; Magnoliopsida; Cucurbitales; Cucurbitaceae
Product: phosphatidylinositol 4-kinase gamma 1
Source: RefSeq, a predicted model, not a curated record